UGCUGAGUGAGUCCGCAGUGAAAGUGAUCGCAGCGGACGGGCUCUGUCUGUCAUCCACCAGCCAGGGAUAAACCCGAGCGCAGAACUAUUAGAACAACUAGUAUAUAUAUAUUAAUUAGAGCAAAAAUAGUAAUAACUGCAACUCGAGGAGAAGAGCCGAGGGAGGAGCCGCUUCCAGCACCGCGGAGAGUUCCUGCGCAAGUCAAGAGCAGCACACGGCACAGAUACAAAGGAUGCUCCAAAGGACGGGCGCUCCGCUGCUCCUGCUCGCCGCCCUGUGCGGUGCGCUCUGCUGCCGGACGCUCAGCCUGCCGUACGGCUCCAUCAGGCUGGGCAAUCUGGACGGAGACAAUGAGAACUGGACAAAGACACCCUCCAUACAGGACUCCCUGCCGGAAACGUACAAACUUUACUACGAUUUAUCGAAUGCGGUGCAGAGACCCACGAGACAUGCAGAUGGUCUCUUCACCAGCGGGUACAGCAAACUGCUCGGGCAGCUUUCUGCAAGGCGGUACCUGGAGUCCCUGAUGAGCAAGAGAGUCAGCGACGAGUUCAUGGAGGACCAGGCGCCUGUCAAACGCCACUCAGAUGCCAUUUUCACAGACAACUACAGUCGCUUCCGCAAACAGAUGGCAGUGAAGAAGUACCUGAACUCCAUGCUGACCGGGAAGAGGAGCCAAGAGGACCCUCCAGCGGUGCAAGAGGAGUCCACUAGAAGCGAACAGUCCUUUCCAGAAAGCUUCGAUGACGUCGCCGUAGACGAGCUGCUCAACCACCUCCCAUUGACACUUUGAGGAAACCCCAGCGAAGAGAAAGCCGCGAUCAUUCAUCAUUAUUGAUCUGAUACGUUACGAGCGUUAUGAGGACAUCAACAAUCAAUACCAAAAUGUUUCCGUUGAAAAAAAUAAAUACAAUUACUUGUGGCCCGUAUACAUAAAGUAAAUGUUUACAUUGUACAUAAUUUUCUUCAGUUAGAGGAUUUCGUCUGGCGCUGUACAUAAUGUGUGUUGGCCUCGAGGCGGGCAAAUUGCUUGGACUAGUCUUCUGUAAAUGGUAGUUCAAUAAAUGCAUUUUAACAAGCACUGUACUGGGUAUAGUACAAUUAUAUUGUAUCAUAGAAGGAAGGACAGUGAGCAGAGCUGCACACUAUUAACACGACUCAUUGCCCAUUUCUACUAGCGUUAACCUACGGUACAUACAAUCAUCCAGCACUUUCGGCGACGCAACGUUCGGCUUGCUCAAUAUUAAAAGACGUCCAUUUGUAACUCAAGUACUUCUGUAAGAAGAUCCGCCUUUUAUUUCCGUUGAUGGCUCCGAGUGAACGUGGCGCGGUUUAAAGAGAAAUCAGACGUAUUUGCGGAGGACUAAAUAUGAACCACAGGGAAGUCUGGUGGUGAGUAUCUGUCGUUUGUACUGUAGCGGGACCUGAGAAGUCUGGUGACAGACAGAACAAUUUUUUCUUAUUGAAGUUUUUCUUUGGGGGGGAUGGAUGGGAAGUGCAGCAUGCAUUGAUGUGGGAAAGCAGGUUUAUUUAAUUUGAGUUAAUCUGCAGCCACCGAGACAAAAUACAAAAUCCUCUAAUACGUCCAAACUGUUUUUCUGACAUGCAGAUUCAGAAACCGUGGUUGAGUGCAAAUGAUUUCAAAAUCGACCAUCAAAUUCCUAUAUGUACUGUUCCGGGGGGGUUGUAAAUAUUCACAAAUAUUCAGUCGGAAUAUGACAUUCACAACUUAUUGUGCGGUAUAUUUUUCAAGACACGACUGAGGUCGGAUCGAAAAAGAAAAAACUGUUUUCAAAGGUGUUACUAUUCGGUUUUUA
This is a messenger RNA of Scleropages formosus (Asian bonytongue), 1818 nucleotides long. It is a transcript of the gene vip, whose product is annotated as vasoactive intestinal peptide. Lineage: Eukaryota; Metazoa; Chordata; Actinopteri; Osteoglossiformes; Osteoglossidae. The coding region runs from base 234 to 794 and encodes 186 amino acids. Gene Ontology annotation, molecular function: neuropeptide hormone activity; peptide hormone receptor binding. The record is from RefSeq and is a predicted model, not a curated record. Gene Ontology annotation, cellular component: extracellular region; neuron projection. The transcript is spliced from 7 exons. Gene Ontology annotation, biological process: epinephrine secretion; regulation of protein localization; adenylate cyclase-activating G protein-coupled receptor signaling pathway.